AUGGAGGCAACAAUGUCGGCGUGUAAAUCUCUUAAUUCACCGUCCACCGUUCCCGUCGUCACUGGUUUAUUUACGGCGAGAGGAGGAUUCAACAAGAAUUCGCGUUCUCAGUGUAGUUUCUUAUCGGGAACUAACAAGGUGAAGUUUCCUAGGCAAAUUUCUCGACCUUGUAGACAACGCCGAACACCUCAUUCUGGUGCUCUUCGUGUAACUUGUGGUGUUGAAAAGAUCUUGAUCGCGAAUAGAGGCGAAAUCGCUGUUCGUGUUAUUCGUACUGCUCAUGAAUUAGGGAUUCCUUGUGUUGCUGUUUAUUCCACAAUUGAUAAGGAUGCUCUUCAUGUUAAAUUGGCUGAUGAAGCUGUUUGCAUUGGUGAAGCUCCCAGUAGCCAAUCGUAUUUGCUGAUGUCAAAUGUUUUGGCUGCUGCUACUAGCCGCAAUUGCACAAUGUUGCAUCCUGGAUAUGGUUUCCUUGCUGAGAAUGCUGGGUUUGUUGACAUGUGCACAGCACAUGGAUUAAAUUUUAUUGGGCCUAAAUCUGACAGUAUUCGGGUUAUGGGUGACAAAGCAACUGCAAGAGAAACAAUGAAGAAAGCAAAUGUUCCUACUGUUCCAGGAAGUGAUGGGCUUUUGCAGAGCACUGAAGAAGCUAUCAGGCUGGCAAACGAAAUUGGUUUCCCUGUGAUGAUCAAGGCAACCGCAGGUGGUGGAGGACGAGGUAUGCGUCUUGCUAAUGUACCUGAGGAGUUUGUGAAGUUAUUACAGCAAGCUAAGAGUGAGGCAGCUGCUGCAUUUGGAAAUGAUGGGGUUUAUUUGGAGAAGUACGUUCAAAAUCCAAGGCACAUUGAGUUCCAGGUUCUUGCUGAUAAAUAUAAUAAUGUUGUUCACUUUGGAGAGCGUGAUUGCAGUAUCCAGAGACGUAAUCAAAAACUGCUUGAAGAAGCGCCAUCUCCCGCAUUGACCCCAGAGUUACGGAAGGCAAUGGGAGAUGCAGCAGUUAAAGCUGCCGAAUCUAUUGGGUACAUAGGUGUUGGAACGGUUGAGUUCCUUUUGGAUGAAAGGGGUUCUUUUUACUUCAUGGAGAUGAACACUCGUAUCCAGGUUGAACAUCCCGUGACAGAAAUGAUUUCCUCCGUUGAUUUGAUAGAAGAGCAAAUUCGUGUAGCUCUGGGCGAAAGGCUUCGAUACAAACAGGAGGAUAUUGUGCUCAGAGGACAUUCUAUUGAGUGCCGUAUCAACGCAGAAGAUGCUUUUAAGGGAUUUAGACCAGGGCCAGGUAGAAUUACAGCAUACUUGCCGUCUGGAGGUCCAUUUGUCAGAAUGGAUAGCCAUCUUUAUCCUGAUUAUGUCGUUCCUCCAAGUUAUGAUUCCCUUCUUGGAAAGCUGAUUGUAUGGGCUCCGACUAGAGAAAAAGCAAUUGAUCGUAUGAAAAGGGCACUCGAUGACACUAUUAUCACAGGAGUUCCUACAACUAUCGAUUAUCAUAAACUUAUCCUUGACAUAGAGGAUUUCAAAAAUGGCAAGGUUGAUACUGCUUUUAUUCCAAAACACGAGGAGGAGUUGGCUGUGCCCCCACAGGCAAAGAUGGCAUUAGUUAACAAGGUGACAAAUCUUAACAAUGCGACCGAACCAGCUGCCUUGACUGCCUGA
This is a messenger RNA of Lathyrus sativus (Indian pea), 1647 nucleotides long. NCBI's taxonomy places the organism in Eukaryota, Viridiplantae, Streptophyta, Magnoliopsida, Fabales, Fabaceae. The record is from the annotation of a GenBank genome assembly.